AUGGAAGUUGUGGUUCAUUUGGAAGUUGUGGUUCAUUUGGAAGCUAUUCAAGAGGCUUCAGUGGAUGAAAUGGCCUGGCCAUCCAAUUUCAAUGGGAAAUAUGACAUUUUCGGAAUGCGAAACUCAGUUGCUCCUGGGUUUCACAGUGACAAACCUAACCAAGUGUGCAAAGUUCUUAGGUCACUAUAUGGGCUUAAACAAGCAAGUAGGCAGUGGAACGCCAAACUCACUGCAGCUCUACUACGCAUUGGUUUUGUUCAAGCGAAAUCAGAUCCAUCUUUGUUUAUUAAGUCUAAUUCUGAUUAUUUCGUGGGAAUCCUAGUUUAUGUUGAUGAUAUUAUCAUCACUAGUGAUUCUCUUAGUCCAAUUGAUGAUUUGAAGAAGUUUUUGGACUCAACAUUCAGAAUUAAAGACUUAGGUGACCUUGGUUAUUUUUUAGGCAUAGAAGUGGCCAGGAGUUCUGCAGGUCUCAACCUAUGCCAACGAAAAUACACUUUAGAUAUUUUGGAAGAGUGUGGCUUUUUGGACUGUAAGCCAGUAACUAGUCCAAUUGUUCCAGGACAGAAGUUGAUGCACAAUGAUGGACCUUUGCUAGCUGAUGCAGGUGUUUAUAGACGAUUAGUAGGCAGACUUUUGUACCUCACAGCCACUCGUCCAGACAUAACAUAUAGUGUUCAACAACUGAGUCAAUUCAUUGAUUAUCCCACAAAAACGCACUUAGCAGCAACUCAUUGUGUUCUACGGUACUUGAAGCCUGCACCUGGAAAAGGAAUCUUUUACUCAACCAAUUCAGACAUACAUUUGAAAGCUUUUACAGAUUCUGAUUGGGCAACUUGUGCAGAAACAAGAAGGUCCAUCACAGGGUUCUGCCUAUUCCUAGGUGAUUCACUUAUUUCUUGGAAAUCAAAGAAACAACACACGAUUUCAAGGUCAUCAUCUGAAGCAGAAUAUCGUAGCCUUGCUGGGGUAGUAUGUGAAAUUCAAUGGCUUUGGUAUCUUUUAACUGAUAUGGGAAUUCCUCCAUCCAAACCAGCAGUUUUCUUCUGUGAUAACAAGUCCGCCAUUGCUAUUGGUGAGAAUUCUGUUUUCCAUGAAAGAAGUAAACAUAUAGAAAUUGAUUGUCAUGUUGUUCGGGAAAAGGUACAACAAGGUCUCAUCAAGCUGCUCUACAUUACAUCUUCAAAUCAGAUAGCAGAUGGAUUUACCAAAGCUCUUCCUUCACCACAGUUUAUUCAAUUCACUUCUAAGCAUGGUCUACAAGACUUCUACUAUGUUCAUCAAUGCAACAUCUUUCUUCUUUCGCUCAAUGAUUGA
Ipomoea nil (Japanese morning glory) is the source of this 1314-nucleotide messenger RNA. RefSeq lists its product as uncharacterized. The record is from RefSeq and is a predicted model, not a curated record. The coding region runs from base 1 to 1314 and encodes 437 amino acids. The transcript has 4 exons. NCBI's taxonomy places the organism in Eukaryota, Viridiplantae, Streptophyta, Magnoliopsida, Solanales, Convolvulaceae.